AUGGUCAGCGCAUCCGAGGACCUGCUCCAUCCCCUGCGUGAGGACGAUAUCAUAGAUAAAGGCUAUGUAUGUCAACAACCUCAGAACAGAAAUCUUAGCUAUAAGGAAAAGGUUAGCACGGGAGGGGAAGGCCACGUUAGCGGUUUAGGCACGUAUAGGAUAUUUAGGUAUAAAAUAGUGGUGUUUAGGGCAUUUAGUACGGCUGAGCGGACGGGAAGCCCUGUUCUCCACACCCUAUGGUCGUAUGUAUUAGGGAAAACCUUGGGAUGA
Messenger RNA from Penicillium longicatenatum, 270 nucleotides. The record is from RefSeq and is a predicted model, not a curated record. Lineage: Eukaryota; Fungi; Ascomycota; Eurotiomycetes; Eurotiales; Aspergillaceae.